This is a messenger RNA of Helianthus annuus (common sunflower), 1947 nucleotides long. RefSeq lists its product as uncharacterized. The record is from RefSeq and is a predicted model, not a curated record. Lineage: Eukaryota; Viridiplantae; Streptophyta; Magnoliopsida; Asterales; Asteraceae. The transcript is spliced from 3 exons. The coding region runs from base 314 to 1789 and encodes 491 amino acids.
CUCAGCCUUUGAGAUCUUGUUUUACAACCAUGAUCUUAAAUAAACACUAUAAAUUUAAAACUAUAACACGCUUUUAAGUUUUAAACCUUUAAUAUCUUUACCUAGAACAACAAAAUGAGAAAAAUGAAAGGUAGCUUUCAUUUUUCAAAAUUGAUCUUACCGCCUACACCAUUAAAAUUCACCACAAAAUCCGCACUCUUCUCCCACGAAUCUCUCCAUUUACGGUCAAAAAUCAGAACCCAAACUCAUCAAAAUCUUGUUUCAUCCAAAUCUUUCCAAAAAACAUUCACAAUGAACAAAUCCAACAACUCUAAUGCAUAACAAAACCCCCCAAAUUCACAUCGGAAAAGAUAGCCACCUUGUCUCUUCCGAUCUAACCACAAAUUCAUCAACAAUAGUGUUGCAACAACCUACCAACAACAACAACAAUUGCACAAAUGAAAACAAUAACCCACAACACAAUAUCACAAUCCAUGAUAAUGACUAUAUUAAUCCAGUCAUUACACAACAUAAUUCAAAACCACAUAAACGCCCCAUUUCCCCACAAACCACAACCAAUUCACCUCCCAUAACAACUUUCUCACCCGAAAAACAUCAUCAUCGUAACCGCUUUUCCCGCUCGAAAACCGUUGCGUUUCAACUCCUUACCCGCCUAAAACGCCUUCAAACUCACCUCAGAUUGAUUCUAUUACUAUCUAUCCCGUUAUUAUACUUCUUCAUCCCGCACCCGACGUAUUCGUUAGUGCUUGAUUUCUUAUCCGCUUUAGCGUUUUCGUCCGCGUUGUUGUUUUCGUUGAACCUGGGCCUGCCGAAACUCCCUUCGUUUCGAACGUUGCUCGCGCGGUCAUUUCCUGUGAAGCUACAUUCGUCGACCCGAGUUUCUAGAGUUUCCAGAACACCGUUACCGGUGUUCUGGUCGAUCGGGUCUAAAGCAAAGGGUAAAACCAAGACAAAGAGGGUGAACUCUGGGUGCUGGGUGCAGGCUUAUAGUAAUGGGGAUGUGUAUGAGGGUGAGUUUCAUAAGGGAAAGUGUUCUGGAUGUGGGGUUUAUUAUUAUUAUAUGAGUGGGAGAUAUGAGGGUGAUUGGGUUGAUGGGAAGUAUGAUGGGUAUGGGGUGGAAACAUGGGUGAAGGGUAGUCGUUAUCGCGGGCAGUAUAGGCAAGGGUUGAGGCACGGGUACGGGGUUUAUCGGUUUUACGUUGGUGAUGUUUACGCGGGUGAGUGGUCUAAUGGUCGUAGCCACGGGUGUGGUGUGCAUAGUUGCGAAGAUGGGAGUCGGUAUGCAGGUGAGUUUAAGUGGGGUGUUAAACAUGGUGUUGGUUAUUACCAUUUCAGAAAUCGCGAUGCGUAUGCUGGAGAAUAUUUUGCUGACAAAAUGCACGGGUUUGGAGUGUAUAGUUUUGCGAACGGGCAUAGGUACGAAGGAUCUUGGCAUGAAGGAAAAAGGCAAGGGUUUGGAGUUUACACGUUUAGAAAUGGUGAAACGCGAUCUGGGCAUUGGCAGAAUGGCGUUCUUGAGUUAUCACCGCCGUGUCCUGAUUAUCGUUCCAAAGUUCUUAAUGCGGUUCUGGAAGCAAGAAGAGCAGCAGAGAAAGCAUAUGAGGCAGCCGGAAAAAUGGAUGAAAGAGUGAACAAUGCGGUGAUAUCUGCCAAUCGGGCAGCCAAUGCUGCCCGAGUGGCCGCCAUAAAGGCAGUACAAAAACAAAUGCACCAAAGACGAAAUAGCGAUGAGCUUCCUGUCCCCGUGGUGCAAAACCUCCAUCAGCUGCCAACUCAGUUGACCGCUUGACUUGUUCAUCUUGCUAUGCAUUUUAUUCCAAAAGAUACAUAGUUUCAACCACCUUAGUGUAUCAGUUUUACUUGUACAAUUAGGUAGAUUAUUACUAACUACUCCACUUGAGUUAUAUUGGUUUAAAAAUGUCAUUUAUAAGAUUAUUAUUACCUAAA